AGGAGGGUGGGGCAGGAUGCUGGGGUGGGUGGAGCCAGGGCCAUUUCCUUUCCCCCUGGGGCCCUGGCCACCAGUCUUGCCCCAGCUUCAGGAGGAGUUGGAGCAGCCUGGCUGCAACCUCGCCCUUAUCAGGUCCCAACUCCUGCUCAUGCCUGUCGCCUUGAAAAUGAUCCCGCUUUUCCUCUUCUUUGGGAGCGUCUGGGCCCCAGUGGCAAGCCUAGCGCCUACAGAGAACACGACUGCUUUGCAGAUGUCUCAACCCACAAGGUCCCCUUUUCCUUUGGUCUCUGUCUCUGGGACCCCCAGAAUCAACUCAGAAGCAUCCAGUCUUACAAUAACUGAGCUUCCUGAGGAAAGUAACAGCCCUGGGCAUCAGCUCUCCCUGCCUUCCUCAACUCCCUACCCAGCUGAAGAGGUGUCCUCCCCCGGGAUUUCCAUUGCUGCCAGCAGUGGCCUUCCUCUCCCCAGGUCAGUACUCUCCCAGGAAGUUUCCACCAACAGGAAAUCCAUGCGCCUGGAGAUCUCUGAUGCAGCCAGUACACCUGCUGUCUCAGGAAUGAGCUCCCUGGGGUUGCACACUGUGACUGGUGAAACCAUGACCACCAGCUCUCUGGAGACCUCUGAUGGGACCAGUGGACCUCCUGUCACCACGGCAACCAGCUCUCUGGAGACCGCUGAUGGGACCAGUGGACCUCCUGUCACCACGGCAACCAGCUCUCUGGAGACCUCUGAUGGGACCAGGGAACCUCUGGUCACCACGGCAACCAGCUCUCUGGAGACCUCUGAUGGGACCAGGGAACCUCUGGUCACCACGGCAACCAGCUCUCUGGAGACCUCUGAUGGGACCAGUGGACCUCCUGUCACCACGGCAACCAGCUCUCUGGAGACCGCUGAUGGGACCAGGGAACCUCUGGUCACCACGGCAACCAGCUCUCUGGAGACCUCUGAUGGGACCAGUGGACCUCCUAUCACCACGGCAACCAGCUCUCUGGUGGCCUCCAGUGGAACCAGUGGACCCCCUGUCACCAGGGAGACCUCUAUGAAGACCGCUGACCCCAUCUUCAGUGUAGAAAUAUCCACCGUAGACACAAGCAGUAGCUCCCCCCAAAAUUCAGGUCAGAGGACAAAUGGCACCAUGCUGGUAGCCGUGCUUGUGGCCCUGCUGGUGGUCAUUGUCCUCGUGGUACUACUCCUGCUAUGGCGCCAGCGGCAGAAGCGGAAGACAGGAGUCCUGACACUAAGCAGAGGUGGAAACCGCAAUGGGGUCAUAGAUGCCUGGGCUGGGCGAGCCCAGGUGUCCGAUGAGGAGGCCAUGUCACCAGAGGGAGCAUCCGGGGGCAACAAGGACUCUGGGGCUCUCCAGGGGGAGGGGCCUGGCCAGCGACCCACGCUCACCACUUUCUUUGGGAAACGGAAGUCUCGCCAGGGCUCCUUGGCGCUGGAGGAGAUAAAGGCUGGGUCAGCCGCCAAGCUGAAGGGUGAGGAGGAGCCGCUGGUGGGCAGCGAGGAUGGGGCUGUGGACGCCUCUGCUUCUGAUGGGCCAGAAGCCAGAGAGGCGGGGGCCGCUUAGGGCUUCAUGACAAGGAUGGAAGCCAGAGUCACUCCCUCUUUCAUCACCCUCCCUCCUACCCUUACAUCCAACUUCACUGUCACCCAGCUUUUUCACCCAGCACCUUUUGGAUGUGCACGCAGCAUCUUCACUCUGAGUCUUCAUUCAGCUUCUUGGCCCUGGAUCGUCCCGCCAGCAUCUGCACUCAGCACCUAGACCAGGGCUGGCACCCACUGAAUGCCUGUAGACAGAAUGAGCAAAGCUUGAAUGAGCAAAGCUUCCUCGUGGACCUCACUGCUCCCCAACACAGUUUCUCUAUGUUUUUGUCCUCGACCCCAGCUGAGUCUCCCUAAUCCCAAACUUUUUGGACCUUGGAUUUUUCAGAGGACGCUCCAAGGAUCCCAGAGUCUGGGAAGAUGACAGAAAAAGCAACCCAGGAAACUCCUCCUUAGGAUGACUCUGGACAGUAUACUCGGCCCCAUAGACUAGAACAGUUGACCCUUCUUUUGACUCUGCGCCCAGAAGCGCUGUGCCGGGCCAGCCUGGAACACGGGCUGGGUUGGUGUCAUCGGGCUGCGCUCUCAGGUGCGUGUGUGACAGCCCCUGGACUCUAGGCUGGCCCACUGUCCAAGCCGCCACACUCUCCCUCACCUCUGGCCUGAGACAGCCAGAGGCUUCAGCUCUUUCCCCUCCCCCUCGGAGGUGAGAAGAGUUUCAGGGCAGGUGUCAUUCUUAGAAGUCUCAGCAUCUGUGUGGGUCCCCCUGUGAGGGCGGUUUGCACGAGCGAGCGGGAGAGGCGAGGAAUCUGUGAUGUUUUGAUGUUUGUGAAGGGCGGGGGUGAGGACAGGGGCAGGGGUGGGGGUGAGGGCAGGAAGGGCUGCAGUGGCUGAGGAGAUGCCACCCUCGUUGCUGCCGAGGCAUAGGCGCCCUCAUCUUUGCUCAGAUUGGGCAGAGGUAGAUUGAACUCCGCCUGUGGCCGGCCCUGAGGGGAAAGACCGCAUGCUUGACGACUGAGUGUGGUUCCUCAGCUCAGCCACUCGGUCAUCUCUUCCUCAAAGACCCCCCCUCCCCCGCCCCCCUGCCCCCCCCCCCGGCCCCUGCCCCGCUCCAACAUUCGCAGGAGACCCAGGGCGGGUCUUGCUGAUGCUGUUACAGGUUGGAUGUGUUUGUCUGCAUCUCCUCUUCCAUCCUCCAAGGGAGUCAGUCAGAGUGAGACGUGACAGGCCCCCAGGGGAUGGCCAGGAGGGGACAAAGCCUAUCUGAGCUGUCUCUCUGGAACCAGCCCAGGACAGGGCACCGGGCGCCUCCUGGACCAGAGGCCACGGACCAGAGGCUGUUGGUAUUUCCCCAGGGCAAAGAGGAAAUGUGCAAAGAGGAAGUUGUUGAGUCAGAGAGCAGACACAUUGACCUGCAAAAGGAGCCGCCAAGGGCCGCGUGUGAGUGUGACUGCCAGGUGGCCUGGAAUGGAAGGGAGUUGCGGAGACAGAGAAAGGGCCUUGGGGAGGGGUUCCGUUCACGGGGUGGGGGAGGAGAGGGAUGGGGAGAGAAGGAGCGGAAAGUGGCCACGGAUCUGCCAGGAGUUGGGCCACCUCUGCCCCGUCUGUGGGGGACGGGCUGAUAGGGUAAGAGUGAUUUUUACUUUAUUCACCCUCUUCUGUAGUAUCCAAAUUUUAUAUAUCCAUUCCUUUUACAAUAAAAAAAAAAAAAGAACAAAAAGGUGUUCACUGGGGGGUGGGGUGUCGGGUUUGAGGAAGCUGGAAGGAAGGUUAGAGCCACGCCAUGAAGGGCCCCACUCUCUCCUCUGGCCUCCGUCCCCGGGUGCCUGGUCCAGCUGAUUCUCCCUGCAUGGUCCCUGGGAGCCCUCUCGUCUCUCCAGGCCCUCAUCCCGCCUGGCCUGGGUCCUGCUGAGACUGCCCUUUCUGUUUCCUGACCCCUGACCCUUCCACCCUUUGCCUGUGUUGGUCCCAAUGACCCGUGUAAAAGGCUAGUCUGUCCAGAUGAACUGUGCACCCCCUAAGGCUGUCAGGGGGUGCCCAUCUUCCUUAGCAUGGAGUAUAAUACCCCUUCAAGAUCUGGCCCUGGAGUUCCUGUUGUGGCUCAGUGGGUUAAGAAGCUGACUGGUAUCCCUGAGGAGGGUCGGAUCCCUGGCC
Phacochoerus africanus (Common warthog) is the source of this 3699-nucleotide messenger RNA. RefSeq names its product sialophorin (gene SPN). The transcript is spliced from 2 exons. Gene Ontology annotation, cellular component: external side of plasma membrane. The coding region runs from base 17 to 1570 and encodes 517 amino acids. Gene Ontology annotation, molecular function: heat shock protein binding; transmembrane signaling receptor activity. Gene Ontology annotation, biological process: regulation of T cell migration; type II interferon production; defense response to bacterium. The record is from RefSeq and is a predicted model, not a curated record. Lineage: Eukaryota; Metazoa; Chordata; Mammalia; Artiodactyla; Suidae.